Messenger RNA from Stegodyphus dumicola, 3047 nucleotides. Its product is annotated as glucose dehydrogenase [FAD, quinone]-like. NCBI's taxonomy places the organism in Eukaryota, Metazoa, Arthropoda, Arachnida, Araneae, Eresidae. The record is from RefSeq and is a predicted model, not a curated record. Gene Ontology annotation, molecular function: flavin adenine dinucleotide binding; oxidoreductase activity, acting on CH-OH group of donors.
UCGCUGCCUGUGUUCUGCUCCUUGCUAUAGUAGCGAACAGCCUUCUUAAGUGGAGAUGGUCAACACACGGCAUUAUAGACAUUCCUUUUCAACAUUAUGAUUUCAUUAUAGUGGGAGGAGGUACAGCGGGUUGUGUUCUCGCACGAAGGCUGUGGGAAUCGAGCAAUCACACCGUUCUGGUAGUAGAAGCUGGGACCACUGCUCCUUGGAUCAGUGCCAUACCAUUGUUGGCACCCGCAUUACAGGGCUACACUGCAGAUUGGGGUUUCAAAACUGUACCCCAGAAGAUGGCACAGAACGGGAUGAAUAACCGGGAAUCAGCGUGGCCGAGAGGAAAAGUAUUGGGCGGCACUAGUAUUCUCAAUUACAUGUUGCAUAUGUGGGGAGCGAAGUCAGAUUUUGACAAUUAUUGGUCUGCCAGGGCUGGACCUGAAUGGAACUCUCAGGGUGUUCGACGGUACUUUCAAAAAGCAGAGAACUAUCGAAGAGCAUCUAGAACACCUGUGCCUGAAGUUAGAGGACGACGUGGGCCCAUGCCCGUAACCGAGUUCGAUGGGAAUUCCUCUGUACUCGCACAAGCUUUCUUACGUGGCGCCUCUUCGCUCGGGAUCGAGAUGGGAGAUCUCAACGGAGACCUGGAAGAUGGAGCGAUGGUGUCACAAAGCAAUACAUUGAAUGGUUGGCGAGUAUCAGCUUUCGAUGCCUACUUGGAUCCUGUUAUGGAAAUGUCUAGCAUCCACCUGUUGACGAACACGAUUGCCAUUAAGGUCAUUAUUGAAAGCGGUAGAGCAGUAGGUGUGGAUACAAUUAAUUUGUACUCUGGAAAAAGCUACCGGAUAAGAGCUAAGAAAGAAAUCAUACUAAGUGCUGGAGUCAUUGGUUCUCCCCAUCUGCUUUUGCUGUCAGGAAUUGGCCCAAGGAAACACCUCCGGGAUCUCGGUAUACCUGUUGUAGCGGAUCUUCCCGGCGUGGGUCGCAAUCUUCGAGAUCAUCUCAAUGUGCCCCUUUACUUCCAUAUUGACUCUCCCAUCACCACCACCUCUACCAAAAUGAGAUCGCUCCGUGAAGUGUGGAAAUAUUUUUCUAAAGGAAAAGGCUUCUUGGCUCACAGUGGAGUGGAGGCUGUGGUACGCCUGCCAUCUACUGGAGAUCGCGAAAAUGGAAAUAAAUUGUUUUUAACGCUGUUCAACUUGGGCUCUGUAAAUGAACCGCUCUUCACUUCCAUUGCAAACUUCAAAAAAGAUGCCUUCGUGGAAACAUUUCCCGAUUCAAAAAAUGAUUCUAAAGAAGGCUUCAUUAUGUUGGCUUCAUGUACUCAUCCAGUCAGCAAAGGAAAAAUCUUUCUGAAAUCGGUUAACUUCUUGGACGCUCCCCUCAUUGAUCCUAAUUACUUAAGUGAGACAGAAGAUGUCAAAUGUCUCAUUAAAGCUAUGAAAGUGGCAGCCAGACUGGGAACCACAGAACCUCUCCGCAGAUUGGGUGCUCGUCUUCAUUUGCCUGGAUACUCAGCGUGUACUGCCUUCAAUCAGAGCUUGGAUGACGAUCGGUACCUAGAAUGUUGGCUCAGGACCUCUGGAAUCACUGCCUAUCAUCCUAUUGGCUCAUGCGCUAUGGGACCCCAAGAUGACCCAAUGGCCGUUCUGGACUCUAAACUCAGGUUACACAAGGUCAAGAGUUUGAGGGUAGUUGACAGUUCUGCAUUUCCUCAUCAUACUUCCGGCAAUCCUCAUGCUGCUGUUUUGAUGCUUGCAGAGAAAGCAGCUGAUUUUAUAUUAGAAACUGUUAAAAGAAAACAAAAGGCACAAAAGGCUGCUCAGUGAGUUUAUGACUAAAUAGAAAAUAAAUGCUUUGUAUAACUUUUUAACCUGCCGAUGUUAUUUUCUAUAACGUUAUACUUAAAAUGUAAUUAUAUUUCAACUGGAAUAUCAUGUUUUUAUUCUUUGAAAAGAAUUUGCAUAUAGUUAGAUUACGAAUAGGAAUAAAUAAAUGUUAAAUAUAAAUAAACACAUAAAAAGAGAAGCACGGUUAUACCUCACUUUGCGAAGGUUCGCUUUAAGCCACUUCCGCUUUUCCCGAAAGAUCUCUUAGGAUCUUUCUGGUUUCACUGCGAGUGGUGUAUCAACCGAGUACCCGGUUCUCGGGAAACUUACCUCCCUCGAGAAAUUUGUCCAUUUCGAAAAUAUCACUCAAAGGUAAAAUAUGGUUAAUGAGCAUUAUGGGAUGCGAGUGGUGUUAACAGGAUAUCGAACUUAGGUACCAUAACUGAAACACAAGUGCCACUGAAAAUAGUAGUCCAAAAACAAGUUGAACAAGCUUUGAGAAGGUGAACAGAAAGUACAUAUAAAGAAAAAUAAAGCCAGUGUAUUACUAAGAUACGUGACAUAAAUAUGAACAAAGCGAAACUAAAUACAAAGUGCAAUACAAAGUCUGAAAAAAAUAUCCCAAAAAAAUAGAAGGCCGAAUAGAGACCACAAUACUACAUACAAGUUCCUGAAUACAACAUUACCUAAAGGGUACCUAAUACACCCUACAGAAAUAAAUCAAAAAUUGCAAUCAACAAUAUAAAAAUAACUCAAGAUUCAGAAUGCAAUACAAUAUCUGAAACCGACCCUCAUGAGAAAUAGCACGCAAAACAAACGAAAAUACACCAAGCUGCCAAUAAACCACGUAUGCGAAAAAUUUUCGAAAAUGUAUGAUAUAAUAUAGACCAGCGGUUCUCAACCUUUUGACUAACGCGUACCAUCUAAAAAAAAAUUUAAAAACUUGAGUACCAUCACUGCAUUUUACAAUGAUUAUUUUUCAAAUUCUCAAUGGAAAUAUUAAAAAAAAAACAUAUAUAUAUAUAUAUUGCCUUUUGCACAACUUUAUUGACUAUUUGUGUUAUAUAUGCACACAUAAAAACGUCAGAUUAAAAACUGGUAACCAUUUUAAUUAUCAUUCUAAAAUUUAGUGCAAAAUUUGGGUCUGUUUAACCCUUUCCGGCACGCUACCUUUUAAAGUCAGAGUUUUGGUUAAAAAAAAAAAAAAAAAAAAAAAAAAAAAAAAAA